GGUGAACCUUUUGAGCUCAGUGUGUCAGCAUUUUGAAAAACCCUAACUUAACUCUGGUGCCAUGUCACAUAUAGAAAUUUUUUGAUAUUUGCAACCAUAGUAAAACAAAGAUUUAUAUUUUUGAUAUUUAUUUUAUAUAUUUAAAUGCCAUUUAACAAAGAAAAAUCAACCAAAAAAAUGAGUUCCCGUGUCACCUCUGACAUGCAUGUCAUAGGUUUGCCAUUACUGCCUUGGGGGAUGUCCAACUGCUGGCUUAGGCCUGCUCCUUACUGCUUGGCUUGCUGCUCCUUAGUGCUGCCACGGAGGCGGAGGCGGGAGAGACUCCCGCCACUGCUGCUGCACUCACCAGCCGAGGGCCCGGCUUCUGGCUGAGCGGUGCUCCCCCUGUGGGAGUGCACUGACCACCAGGGGGCAGCUCCUGCGUUGAGCGUCUGCCCCCUGGUGGUCAGUGCAUGACAUAGCGAAUGACUGGUCAGUUGAUUUGCAUAUUAGGGUGUUAUUAUGUAGGAUUUGCUUUUAGAAUUCAAAUAUAGUUACCUUUAAUUCUUUAUUAUAAAAGUAUAUGCAUUUAUGCUUAUGAAAAACAUACAAACAGGCAAUGUUCACAUUACAGAGAUCCUGUUGCAUUAUCCCAUGUUGCAUAUAUAACAGCAUACAUGUAAGGAUUUACUGUCAUUAUUUUUUUGAUGGAAUCUGAAACGUUAUGAUUCUACAUGGAACUAUUCACAGAAGAGUAAAUAACCUUGGGAAUUGAUGCUGAGUGAUAGUAAAGAGAACAUCACUUCUUGUGUGAAAUGUAUCUAUGACUGGACCUGCGAGAUGUAGGACUUCAUGACAUUCUUGUAUUUGAGGGUGAAAUUUAUUUAGUUAAGUGAGGGCAUGUAAAUAAACUGCUAGCCACAUCAUUACUCCAGCUUGGACGUUAGGCCCAAAAGAAAUGUUAGCAUUCAGGUAUCUGUAUAUUUUCUUUAAUGCUAGCUUCAGAAUGUAACCAAGUCAGUGGAAAUAGUGGUAUUACCUAAAUUUCUAAUCAAUUAAAAAAUAUUUUGGUGACGGGAAUAGGUAGGUAGGAAGUAGUUAGCUGAACAACACUUACUCAAAAAAUAGGCAAAAGUUAAAAAGUGUGGGAGUAUUUGCAAAGUAGUUCUUAGACAAUGGAGUGAUACUAGGAUAUAUUUACCAAAAUUUGUUUUUAUUUCCAAAUGACUUUUAUAUCUAGUUUCAUAGGCUCUGAUGAAACUAUUCAGAACUAACAGAACAUUAGGAGAGAAGAGUUUCAAAGGAAAAAGAGCCAAAAUUUAAAUGAGAGGUCAUAAGUAUAUGUAUGCAUUAGAGCUAGAUGAAGAAAGGAUUUUACCCAAGGUGCAGGUUGACCAUAUGUACGUGCAGUUGAUGUCACAAUUAAUUUCAAUCUUUUUUAUUCAGUUAAUAACUAAGGCAACUUUUAUUAAAGUUUUGAAUGUUAAAUUCUAAAUAUGUAACAGAUAGCAUAUUACAGAAGUAGUUCUGAAGUUUGGAUGAAAGCAGGCCUAUACUUGUGCAACCUGCAGUGUUCUCUGCUUGAUUCCCAUUGGUUAGGAGUCGGAGUCCUAAAACAUGACUGUUUUUCAAGUGCCUACGUGGGUUUUUCAAGACAUAAAUGUAGACUUCUACAUGUUUACGAUAUAAUAUUUAAGAUAAAGCCAUAAAACAUACAGGAUUUAAAAAAUCCCAAAUAUAUUUUAAGCCACUUUUGUUAUAAGUAGUGAUCAAUAAUAUAAUUAAAAAUAUUUAUAAAUUAUAAUAUGCUAAUAUUCAUAAAUUGGUAUGGGCAUGAGAAUUGGCUGUUCCUUAUAUAUAUUCAAUAUAAUAGCUUUGUUUUUUAAAAAUGGGGCAGGAAGCCUUAUCAAUAGAAACCUAAUUUAGUGGUAGUUUUAUUCCCAUUUUAUCCUGAAUGUAGCAUCUACAUGGCUUAUGUCCAAAUUUUUAAUAGUGUGUUUGUGAUGUGUUAUGUUCCAGAGAUUUCAAAGUAGCAAUAAUAAAAGAAAUACGUGAGACACAUCUAAGAAAUUGUUUGAAAAUCUGAAAACACUGAGGAAAAAAGUCAAAGAAGUCUUGUAAAUCAAAGAAAUAAUGUAAUAUACCACAUAUAUGAAAUUUAUUCAGUUGCCAUUUUGAGCUAUAUUAAAAUGGUUGAAAAUAUUGAGCUCUUGACAUUGCUGUUAUAUUUUAAGGGAAGUGGAGUGCAUUGCAGAUAAACAAUAUACAGAUUGAAUAUUCAUCCUGGAAACUUCUAAUUUACAGAUAAGACCUGAGAAGAAGCUAGUCGGUCAGGUACCUUAAAUUAGGGAUUACUUGAAACAUUCUCUUCAGUAGAAAUGAUGCAAGAAAAGAGGUUUUUUCAUAAGAUGCCUUUUGUGGAAAUGAAGUGACAUUCCAUCCUAUACAGCAUUAUCACUCAGCAUUCUCUGUGCUGGGGAAAUUGUAGAGCAGGGAUCAUUUAUUAGCUUGAGCAGGCAAAGGUGGCUAUGCUUUCAAAGUCACAACCAAGUUUUAGAACUUGUUAUAGGAGUUUUUGAAGGGCAGGGAUAACUGAGGCUACAUUUUCAUGAAGUUAUGAAUACCUUUACUUUGAGGUAUUAAUUAUCCAGUUCUUGCACUUGAAACUAUUUAAAAAAAUUUUUUAUAUAGAUUUUAGAGAGGAAGGGAGAGGGAGAGAAAGGGAUAGAAACAUCAAUGAUGAGAGAGAAUCAUUGAUCGGCUGCCUCCUGCACGCCUCCCACUGGGGAUGGAGCCCACAACCCCGGCAUGUACCCUGACUGGGAACCAACCCCCUGGUUCAUAGGUCGAUGUUCAACCACUGAGCCACACCGGCCCGGCCUAAAAACUACAAGUAUCUUUACGCUAUCACUAUUUGAAUUAUAGUCAUAUGAUUUUGGUCCCAGCUUAUGAUCUUGGGCCUCAAUUUCUUUACAUUAAAAGAGGUUUGAACCAGGUUUAUUCUUUCAAAAGACCAUUUACUAGGUGUUCUUGUCUGCAUUGCAGAAUCAUUGGACUUAGCAGUGAGCAAACAGCUAGGUUGGGAUAAAGGCCAUUAUUUUGAUUAGUUAUUUUUCUCUUAAAGAAUUCCAUUCACAGUAAUGUUCUUUUCGACGCAGAAUUACAUAUUUACCUUCAUAAGGGCUCGAAGUUUAUUUUGCCCAACUCCUUCCCUGACUAAUGAGGACAACUGAAGCUGGAGAGGUAGCCUUUAUCAAUUAGUAUUACAUGUCAGCAAUCUCCUGCCUUUGAAGAUUCAAACAAACCAGCACAUUUUAAAGUUUAAUGAAUUUCAUCUAUAAUGUGUAUAUACAGUAUUGGGAUUGCACAUUAUUUCUUAAAAACUACGAGAACUGUUAGUUUUUUGACACUAGAUCAAAUUAUUGAGAGUAAUAUUACAACUAAAAAAACCCCAAUAGAUUCUUAGUUUGGACUACCAUUAAAGGUUAUAUCAACUGAAAAAAUAGGUCAUGUCAACUGAAAAAAUACAAAUGGGUACUAAAGGCCCAUGAACACCUUAGAUUGAUUUCACUGAAGUGUUAAGGGAUUCCAGUCUGGCAGGGACCCAGUUUUUCCCCCCGGACUUUAAAAUUUAGCUAACACCAAUUUGGAAUUUUCUGUGGAUGACAAGAGGAAUCUGUAGUUUUUGUAUUUUCUCCUCCAAGAGCUGCCAGCCUCCCACACCUGCACCGGUUUUUUGAAGCUGUGCUGUGCGUGCCCGACCCGCCCGCCCUCAAGGCUGCUAUUCCCUUGUGUGCGCUCCAAACGAGUUUUGAGCCUUGGCUGCAGCCUGUUGGUCCCAUUUCCUACUGCACUGGUUCUGGUUAGGGAGUGGCUCUCCCAGGACUUCCACUAUAUUUGUGCUCCGGCACCGGUAUGCACAGGGUUCCAGUGCAUUGUUUUCUAAUAGGCAGGCGCCGGUAGCGCUUCAGCCUUAGACCUUUAUUUUACAUUCUUUCGUCUUGGGCUGCGUGUACUCUCUUGUUUCUGCGCGCUCUCCACGUCCUUCCCAGUUUCCUGUUAGCUAAAGGGAUCGCUCUUUCGGAACGAAAAGUUCUCAGGGCCGAGUGGAACCUCCCGGAAAAUGCUCUUCUCUUCCGUGUGCACGGCUGGGAGUGGGGGUGGGCCAGCAACUGAAAGGGAGGACCCGGGCCCCAGGGAGCGGCGGGAGAGGUGUGGUUCGAUGGAGAAAGGCUGAGGGGUGGCGAGGCAGACCCGGGGCAGCGUCCCUUCAUCCGGGGACGGAGGGAACUUCUAUUCAGCGCCAACUGUGCGCAGAGGCCCAAGUCUCUCUGGGGAGAUCUGAGCCCAGGAGGUGGUAGGGUGCACCCAGGGGGGCCGGGAGGCAUCGAGAUUCCCUUUCUACUCCAGGGCCAUUCUUGCUCCUGCAGCCCGUGAACCAGAGGAAGGAGCAUCGCCACUGCCAGGCGUUGGGGGUUGGCUGCUGAGGUUUCCUGUCCUCGCGGCGCUCGCGUCCCUCCUGGAGACUCCAGCCCCCGGGGAGGCGGGAGGUGUCCGGUUCCCGCUGUCACUCCCAGCCUCUCUCCCCGCGCUGCUCGCCUUCUGGGUCCGGACCCUGUCCAUCCCGAGGCGAGGUGGCCCGGGCGGGCCGCAGCCAGUGGGGGAGCCUGGCGGCCCCGCCGGGAGGGCACCUGGCCCCACGGACCCUCCUCGCGCGACCGGUGGGGGCGGAGGAUGGCGGCGGCGGGGAGCCCACCCACUGACCGCUGCCGCCGCCCCCGCCGGGCGGUGCUGUGUCCCCGCAGGAGUCAGAGAGGAUGGCCGGGGCCGGUGGCCAGCACCACCCUCCGGGGGCCGCGGGCGGCACGGCUGCCGGGCCCAGCGCCGUGGUCACCCCCGCUGUUGCCUCGGCGGGGCCCGGAGAGGAUUCGUCCGACAGCGAAGCCGAGCAAGAGGGUCCUCAGAAACUGAUCCGCAAAGUGUCCACCUCGGGGCAGCUCCGGACCAAGACCAGUAUUAAAGAGGGACAGCUGCUGAAGCAAACCAGUUCUUUCCAAAGGUGGAAAAAGCGAUACUUCAAGCUUCGAGGCCGUACACUUUAUUAUGCAAAGGACUCAAAGUCUCUGAUAUUUGAUGAAGUUGACCUCUCAGAUGCCAGUGUAGCUGAAGCAAGCACAAAAAAUGCUAACAACAGUUUCACGAUAAUCACUCCAUUCAGAAGACUAAUGCUAUGUGCUGAGAACAGAAAGGAGAUGGAGGAUUGGAUCAGCUCACUGAAGUCUGUACAGACCAGAGAACCUUAUGAGGUGGCCCAGUUUAAUGUGGAACAUUUCUCAGGGAUGCAUAACUGGUACGCCUGCUCCCAUGCCCGACCCACUUUCUGUAACGUGUGCCGAGAGAGCCUUUCCGGAGUCACCUCCCAUGGCCUGUCCUGCGAAGUGUGUAAAUUCAAGGCCCACAAAAGGUGUGCAGUGAGGGCCACAAAUAACUGCAAGUGGACGACUCUGGCCUCCAUCGGGAAGGACAUCAUAGAGGACGAGGAUGGGGUGGCUAUGCCUCACCAGUGGCUAGAGGGUAACUUGCCUGUGAGUGCCAAGUGUGUUGUCUGUGACAAAACGUGUGGCAGCGUUCUUCGUCUACAAGAUUGGAAAUGCCUUUGGUGUAAAAUGAUGGUACACACUGCCUGCAAAGACUUGUACCAUCCUGUAUGUCCACUUGGCCAAUGUAAAGUGUCUAUCAUCCCUCCAAUUGCACUAAACAGCACUGAUUCUGAUGGUUUCUGUAGAGCAACGUUUUCAUUCUGUGUUAGUCCUUUACUGGUUUUCGUCAACUCCAAGAGUGGAGAUAAUCAGGGAGUCAAGUUCCUUCGACGGUUUAAACAGUUACUAAAUCCAGCUCAGGUGUUUGAUUUAAUGAAUGGAGGUCCUUAUUUGGGUUUAAGAUUAUUCCAGAAGUUUGACAAUUUCCGGAUUCUUGUUUGUGGAGGAGAUGGAAGUGUAGGUUGGGUUUUGUCAGAAAUUGAUAAGCUCAACUUGAAUAAACAGUGUCAGCUUGGAGUGCUGCCUUUGGGUACCGGAAAUGACCUGGCCCGGGUUCUCGGCUGGGGUGGUUCAUACGAUGAUGACACUCAACUUCCCCAGAUACUAGAGAAGCUGGAACGAGCCAGUACCAAAAUGCUGGACAGGUGGAGUAUAAUGACCUAUGAACUCAAAUUGCCACCAAAGGCUUCUCUACUUCCAGGACCUCCAGAAGCACCUGAAGAAUUUUAUAUGACAAUUUAUGAAGAUUCAGUUGCAGAUCAUCUUACAAAAAUCCUUAAUUCUGAUGAACAUGCAGUAGUCAUAUCAUCUGCUAAGAUACUAUGUGAAACUGUAAAGGACUUCGUUGCCAAAGUAGAGAAGGCAUAUGACAAAACGUUGGAAAAUGCUGUUGGAGCCGAUGCCGUGGCCAACAAAUGUUCGGUCCUCAAUGAGAAGCUUGAACAACUGCUCCAGGCUUUGCGUACAGACUCCCAGGCUGCUGUUCUCCCAGGCAUCAGCCCUGUCCUUGUAGAAGAAGAUACAGUGGAAUCUUCGAGUGAAGAGUCCUUGUGUGAAGGCAAGGAACAGCUCUUGGAUGACACUACAAAACCUUCCUCCCAGAAAGCAGUGAAACCAAAGGAAAUAAUGUUGCGGGCAAAUAGUUUAAAGAAAGCAGUGAGGCAAGUCAUUGAAGAAGCCGGAAAAGUUAUGGAUGAGCAGACAGUUCACCCCUGUGAGCCAGUUAAUCAGUCAUUCGAUUAUGAUAGUACAGAAACAGAUGAAUCUAAAGAAGAAUCUAAAGAUGAUGAUGCAAAAGAGUCAUUAAUUGUUAAAACUGCACCUCGGUCUCCAGAUGGCCGGGCAAGUCGUUCCCAGACUGACUCUGGCCCUGGCCCAGCUGUGGCAGCCAGCAAAGAAAACCUCCCUGUGCUCAACACCAGGAUAAUCUGCCCAGGUUUAAGAGCAGGACUAGCUGCCUCAAUUGCUGGGAGUUCUAUUAUCAACAAAAUGUUACUAGCAAAUAUUGAUCCUUUUGGUGCAACGCCAUUUAUUGACCCAGAUCCAGAUUCAGUAGAUGGAUAUUCAGAAAAAUGUGUCAUGAACAAUUACUUUGGGAUUGGAUUAGAUGCAAAAAUUUCAUUAGAAUUUAAUAAUAAGAGAGAGGAACACCCUGAAAAAUGCAGGAGCCGAACUAAAAACUUGAUGUGGUAUGGAGUCCUUGGAACCCGGGAGUUACUACAGAGAUCAUACAAGAAUUUAGAACAGAGGGUUCAGCUUGAGUGUGAUGGACAGUAUAUUCCUCUCCCCAGUCUGCAAGGAAUAGCAGUACUGAACAUUCCCAGCUAUGCCGGAGGCACUAACUUUUGGGGUGGAACUAAAGAGGACGAUAUAUUUGCUGCACCAUCAUUUGAUGACAAGAUCCUGGAAGUCGUUGCAAUAUUUGAUAGUGUUCAAAUGGCGGUUUCAAGGGUCAUUAAACUACAGCAUCAUCGAAUAGCCCAGUGCCGUACAGUAAAAAUCACUAUAUUUGGUGAUGAGGGUGUCCCAGUGCAGGUAGAUGGUGAAGCAUGGGUUCAGCCUCCAGGGAUUAUCAAAAUUGUGCACAAGAACAGAGCUCAGAUGCUAACAAGGGACAGGGCUUUUGAAAGCACUCUGAAAUCUUGGGAAGAUAAGCAGAAGUGUGAUUCUGGUAAACCAGUUCUUCGAACCCAUUUGUACAUCCAACAUGCUGUUGACUUGGCAACGGAGGAGGUGUCUCAGAUGCAGCUGUGCUCCCAGGCUGCGGAGGAGCUCAUUACGAGGAUUUGUGAUGCAGCCACAAUCCACUGUCUCUUGGAGCAAGAACUGGCCCACGCUGUGAAUGCUUGCUCCCACGCACUGAAUAAAGCCAACCCCCAGUUCCCAGAGAGUCUUACGAGAGACACUGCCACUGAAAUAGCCAUCAAUGUGAAGGCACUAUAUAAUGAAACGGAAUCUUUACUGGUUGGCAGAGUUCCUUUGCAGCUGGAAUCCCCACACGAGGAGCGGGUGUCCAGUGCCUUACACUCUGUGGAGGUGGAGCUGCAGAAGCUAACAGAGAUCCCGUGGCUUUAUUACAUCCUCCACCCAAAUGAGGACGAGGAGCCUCCUAUGGAUUACACCAAGAGAAACAGCAGAAGCACAGUGUUUCGCAUAGUGCCAAAAUUUAAAAAGGAAAAGGUUCAGAAGCAGAAGAUAAGCUCACAGCCUGUUCAGAAAUGGGGCACAGAGGAAGUUGCUGCUUGGCUGGAUCUGAUCAAUUUGGGAGAGUACAAAGAAAUCUUCAUCCGUCAUGACAUCAGAGGGGCUGAACUUUUGCAUCUGGAAAGGCGAGAUCUUAAGGACCUGGGGAUAUCGAAAGUGGGUCAUAUGAAGCGAAUUCUCCAGGGAAUUAAAGAGCUUGGAAGGAGCACUCCCCAGUCUGAGGUGUAAUCAUAUUGGUGCUAUUCCUUAGAAGGGAAGUAAUGGCUAUUUAAUACAAAGUCCUUGGAAGCAGUUGACUGUUCAUGUAGUUUUCUGCCCAGAUAAGUAAGCACCACUGAAGCACCUCCAUGGCUUGAUAUUGUGCCGUUGGUGAAAAUUUUGAUUUGAGGUAUUAGAAAAUAUUUUUGUGCCAAAAAAUACAUUCCACAAAGCUAUUUUCUUACUGUGCAAACCUGAUAUGUUCAAAUUUGCUCAUAUAAGUAAAACAGUAGGAUGAGACAGUUGCAUUGUCCAAAAGGUGAAAUUGCAGAAUGUUUGCUUUCCUUAAACCUGGUCAGAUGGAAUGUUCUUACUGUGCACUCACAUAAUAGUAUAUGGCUAAAACUUCUUAGGUCUCAUUAUUGGAGGCAUUGGCUUCCUCCUCAAAAUCAUUGGUUAGAGGACUAAGGUAUAUAAAGAUGUGUUUUGAAUGUUAGAUUGGUAUCACCUCAGAUUCCUAGUGUCCUGUGGUCAAAUAAUAGGGUUAAAAUCCCUCAAAUACUAUGAAUGAAUGAACGCAAAUCUUAAUGCACGGUGUUGCUGCCUGAAUUGUCUCUUUCUUGCAUGUCCAACAUCUACUAUUGUAAAACUUAGUGUUAAUGUCAGUUUUAAUGGGAUUAAUUUAUUACUACCUAAGUACCUUUUUGUUAGCUAUAGGCACUUUUCUGUUCUUUGAUGUGGACUUUGCAUAAAUACUCUGUACCUAAGAAUUUGUGAACAUGUGUCUAUGCCAUAAUCAACAAAUGAUAAACAUUUUAGGCAAGCCAAUUUUUGUCAACCUAUCAUAAAGAGUAGGUAUGCACAUUAAGAAAAUUUCCUGGAUAGUUUCAUAAAAUUACAUAUUCUGUUGUCUAACAACAUUAUGCUUUCCAAACCAAAUUUUCCACAUUUUUUCUUAUUUUUCCAUUUCAAUUUAAUAAUUAUUUAAUGCUGUGUUUGCAUUUAUAUAUAGUAACUGUUGACAUUCAGGAAUUUCUUCAAUGUCUCAGCUGUGGUUUGUAUACUGAUCGGUCACCCAGACUCACCCACUAGCUAAAGUUAUGCUUGACAUGAACUUCCUCCCAACAAGAGAAAUUUAAAAUUUUUAAAGACCUUUACAUUAUUAUUAUUAUCUCACAUAAUUCUUAUAUCUUAUCAGGUAGACAUUAUUUUCUUUUUCUAACCACCAUACUUCAGUGUAGCUCAUUAGGAGUCAACAUUGCAAUUAUCAAAUCUUUGAAAGCCAAAAGCGUACAUAUCAACAAGUCACAAAAUACUUCAAAUAAUCUUUUUAGAUAUUAUAUGCCAAAAAUUAAUUAUAAUAUUUAAAAAUCUUCUAUAUAUAAGAAGUAAGCAGGGUACUGUACUGACCCAGUGGUGACAAUUUUCAUAAAGUAACCUUUUAGGUAGGUGCUCAAUAGGAAUAUAUACACACGCAUAUAUACAUAUACACACAUAUAUGUAUAUACACCCAUAUACAUUUAUAUGCAUAUUCACACUUAUAAUCACAAAAUAUGCUCUCAUUGAUAUGUUCUAGACAACUCUUUGCUGAAUGCGUAAAGAGAAAUAUUGAUGGGAAAGCAUUAAAAUGAACUGUUGUCAGACAUAAUUUAAUUAUAUCAAAGAAGUUUAAUUAUUUGACAUUUUAUUCUUAUUUAUAACUUUAGUAUCUAACUACUACAAAAAUCAUAAAAUUUGGAUAUCUUACAAAUAAAUAAACCUGAUAGGUAGGUUCAUGACCAAGUGUGUCUUACUAUAUAUUUUAUCUAAGUUGUGAAUUAGUGGAAAUUUUCCAAAGAGAAUUAUACCAGGUAGCUUAAUAGAGUAAAAAGUUAUUCACUUAAAAUGUUAAUGUUACCCACACCUAAGAAAUCACAGGCCUUUUCCAGUUCCUUUUGUAGUCCCCUGUUCCCUGCCCCCCAGCCUGCAUGAUAUCCUGCUCUUCCAGACACUUCCCUGGGAAAAUAAAACACAUGCCCGGUCUCCCUGUCCAACAAGGAGGUGGGAACUCUAGACAAAAACGAAUUAAUAUAAAGAUCUUUAUUGAUUUUCACUUCCUCAAAUACCUCUUUGCCAAUAGAGAAGAUUCUUGAGCUAUUACAUUUUCAGAAUGGAAAAGGAAGAGAUAAAUGACUGAAUUUUUUGGUUUGAUGUUGAUCUUUCAAACUUAGAUACCAUCUCUUAUAUUUACUGUAAAACCUCAGUUAAUGGAAUCUUUAGGUAGGUAGAAUUUUCCUGCAAGUGGCUCUUGGAUGAGGGGAAUCCUUUAAAAUGACCAUUUCGAUAUCUUUUUUGUUGAAUGAUAGCACAUUUCCUGGUACAUUUUGUCAUGUGGCAUUGUGUAGGAUCCAAAUGACUUCACUCACACCUGUUUGCCAGGGUAGUGCCCUCAGAGCCUCCUUAGGCCCCUGGCAGUAUCACAGAGGAACCAGCUUCUUGUAAUAGAUGGGGUUACAAAGAAAACAGGAUGAAGAAUUUCUCUAGGGUGUCUGAUUACAGCUCUGGGGAGUGCAGGUGAGGCCCCUGUGCUAGUCCACGUACAAGCUGAGCUGUAAUGGCUACCUUUCCUCUCUGCUGGGCUCUUACCCAUGCAGAUAAUUUGGGAGGGAUGGAGAGGAAUCACAACCAACAUCCACUUCCUUUCAGUCUCAUUUUUCUGAGGAAGAACGUGCUUUUCAAGAAGAAAAGGGACAGAGUCAGGCCUAAGUAGAAUUUCAGUGUAAACUUAAUUUUUCUCUUCAGCGUCUUUCCACCUCCCUUUUAUUUCUCUUACAUUUUCUGAGUUUAUUUCUUUUUUUAAUUUAAAUUUAUUGGGGUGACAUUGGUCAACAUGAACAUAUAGGUUUCAGGUGUGGGUUUCUAUAUUGCACCAUGUGUCCACUUCCCUCUCUGAAUUUCUUUCCCAGUUCCUGGCUUCACAUUUUCCCAUGUGCCCAGUAUAUGAUGGUUGCUCAAAUUCUCACUACCAUAUACUACCCUUUCCUCAUCAACUGUCCCACUGCAAAAUGGCUCCUUUCAUCUCUCCUUGCCUGAGCACUCAUUGUGGGUCAUCUAGCAAAAUUUUAGGAAGAAGACAAUAUAAAGAAACUAACUUUACAGUUUGUAUUUAAUAAAAGGAAAUGCUAAUUUAAGUGAAUUAAUGGAUUAAGUAAUUGGGAACUAUGAUACACAUUGCUGUGGCUAGGAAAGGAGUCAUCCUCGAAUGUCUAGACCUGUGCUGUCCGAUAUUAUAGCCACUAGGCUCAAGUGGCUAUUUAAAUCUAAAUUACUUUAUGUAGAAAUUGAGUUUCUCAUGUGCACUAGCUACAUUUCAAGUGCUCAAUAGCCACAGUGGACUAACAGAUAUUGAGUAUAUACAUCAUUGCAAAAACUUUACCAGAUAGCAUUGGUCUAGAGCAGAGGUGGGGAACAUCUGGCCUGCCAAAGCAUUAGGGGUGAGUUAAUUAAAUGUUUAACCAAAUAUAGUAGGCUGAUUUUUAAGUUGAUGAUUUUCUAUGUCUUGCAAAUGAUGUUGUUAUAAAUAUCCCAAUGGCCCUUGGCAGAAAAAAGGUUCCCCACCCCUGGUCUAGAGCAUUGCUACCCAAAAUGUAGUCCAUGGACCAGCAGCAUCCUUAUCACCUGGAAACUUAUAGAAAGGCAGAUUCUUAGGUUUACUUCAGACCUACUGAAUCUAAACCUUGGAACAAGAUUCAUCAGGUGAUUAGCACUAACCUAAAUAUGUUUUAUUCCUCCUAGAUAUUAGGGAUUUCUGGUCUUUAAAAGAUGCUCAAAAUAGCUCAUUCCCCAACCCACUGUUUCAUAUCGCUCCUCUAGCUAAUCCUAGAAAUCAGUUAAAACUCAUUUAUUCUCCUCAUUUAUCGCCCUAACUGAGCUAGCUUCUCCACCCAUAUUCCUAAUUCUGGCUCUAGAAGAGCCCUACCUACCCAGUUAUUAUAUUUUAGUAGCGAAGGUGGAACACAGGAAAUUGGCUAACCAACACAGCUGGCCUCUCUCCAGCCCCUCACCCCACAUCUUAGUCACUAACAAUCUGCAUUCACUCAGUUUGUUGCUCAUGUGGCAUUCUCAUUUGUUCACAACUUAAGUAACAGGAAAUAUUUUCAGAAGAAUAUGUACUGAGACAAGUAAAGACUGGGUCAGUUUCUUAAAACUUCACUUUCUCUUAUCAGUAGAUUAUCCUGUUGACAUAGUUCAUGCUUGAGAACACAGCAGCACACACACAUUAAAUGAAUCAUUAGUCAUGAAAACCCAAGAUUGCAAAUAAAGUGAAUGUGUCAUUAAAGCCCUCAGAGAAAGCAUUUGUUUGCUAGACUAAGUCUGUUAAUUAUGCUAACUUAUCUUUAUUUUCAGAUAGCUAAUCAUUCCUUAAAAUAGUGCCUGAAAAUACUUUAUCAUAUUCUUGACCUUGAAAAUAAAAAUUAUUUAAUUCUACAAUAAGAUCUUUCCUGAUGGCUUUUGGUUAAUAAUCCUUCACUUAAUGUGUACAUAUUGAUAUAAUUUAAGAGAUACUUUAUCUAAUUUUCAUGAAUAAAGAGGGCACUACUUUAAUCUUCAUGGAAGUAAUUUUUAACAGGACUUGAGGAAGGAAAUAUUCAUGCAAAGCAUGACUUAGAAAAUUAUAGUGCAAAGUUCUAUACAUCCUUCUAAAGUAACUGAUCUAUUAUCUCCGACUGGGCUGACAACAUAUUGGACUUUUGUGUUAUGCAGAUGUGAAUUCUGUAAGGGUAUAGCUUUUCAUUAAGCUAUAAAAGCUGUCUCAACCUUGACAUCUAGGAUUUCUCCUGUCCUCCUCCCCCCACCCCCGUAAAGUCAUCCUGUAUUUUUCAGAUGAAAUUUGGAUAAAACAGUGGGUUUAGAGAUUGAUGAUACAAGUGGCAGUUUUAAAAGAUCAAGCUCUUCAAAUCAGCUGAAAAGAAUGAGAAGUGAAGAGUCCUCAAAUACUGUCAGACUCCCAGGAGGUCCCAGUGCUUAGGUGCCAUGCCUCUCCCUUGCCCUCUCUGCUCACCAUCCACGCCAAGUGCAGUGGGUCCUGGGGCUUGUUUGUCUGCUGUGGCAUCUCCCCAGUGACCUCCGUAUAGCAGUCUCUGCGUCACAUGGGUAGCAUGUAGGAUACCUUCCUAAAGAAACAACCAAAACUUCUAAAAGGCCAUGAUAAUUGGCUUUAUAAUAGCAAAGCACUAAUUUUUAAUCUUUAUUGUUGUUUUCUCUUUACUAUUUCCUCCAAGUUUUGUUUAGAGAUAUUUCUGUUAGGAUAAAAAAAACUGUAAAGAUUUAUUAUUACAAAGAACAGUGAGAUAAAAGACAGCUGGACUGUAUCUAUUUGUAUACUUCUUUUGUUAUUUUUCAAAAAAAGAAGUUUAGCAGAGUAACUGAGAGUGCAUUAAACUCAGUAACAAUGUUUUUAAAAAAUCAUAUUACUAAUAUAGGUGAAGAGAUUAACUUCCUUCAUGUACUUAAGAUAUUCUAUUUACAUAUAUUUAUAUCCCCUCUUAAUUUUUUAUGCACUUCCAAGUUUUAGUUGGAAAAAUACAAACAAAGCCACUACUUAAAAGUUUUAAAAAUUUUAAAUUAUUUCAUUUUAGCUACAAGUUAUUCAUGGCAUAGGAAUUUAUUAAUAGUCUCAGUAUUUCAUAGGAAAUGCAUUUCAAGAGUAAAAUAGCCAAACUUAAAGAAAUAUAGGGUUACUUUAAAAUGUAUUAAGAUAAGUUUUAUACUCAGUUAAUGAUGCCAUUGAAGUAAGAUAAUGCAGUUAGAUAUACAAGCUAAAAAGGAAAAAGAAUAUAUUUUGUGGUCCUUACUGUUUGAUUGCACUAUUGUUUACCACAGCUUAGCCAUGUCUACUUCUAUAUUCUAACUAUUAAACUGAUAUGUAACUAAAGAUUUCUUACAGUUCUGGUAACUGGUAACUAGUGCUGUGAAAGGUUUUGGUAUUGUAACAUUCCCAGUCUUGUGAGUUAUAUAUUGUAUAUUGAAGAUGAUUAAUAAAUUGAAGUAAUAUAUUUGACUAGAGCUGGGAAAACAUGGUAAUUAUUUUCAAAUGUUUAAGUUUAAUCAAAAUUUUUUUUCUCUUAAGUGAGAUAAAAGUCUCACUUUUGUUAAAAUGUCUAUUUAUACAACAGGUUUCUCCUUUUAUUGAUUUUAUUAAUUUUCCUAUUAAAAUUGUUCUUAUCUUUUAUACCAAAAUAAUUAUCAUGCUGGGUAUUCAAACUGCCAAGAUGUAUUUUAGUUUGCUGGACUUUGGCAGACAAAAUAUUUAAUAACAAACCAGCUUUGUAUAUUUUGUGGCUUUGGGGGCAAGAUUUUACCUUUGAAUAUCUAAGUGCUGUUAUCAGCAAAGUCAACAUAGACAGUAUUAUUUGUAAUUAUCUGUAGAAGAUUUUCACAAAUUGUAUAAAUCAGUGCAUUUAUUUAUUAUGUUGUGAAAUUUAAUCUUUAUACAAAUGCAUAUUCUAGCCCUUUUCUUGUAACUGCUGUUGCUUAGAGUGUAAUAGCUCUGUUAACGAUUUACUUGCAUACUUGAAGUACUCAUUUCUGUCAAACAGAUGCCCAGUUUAUUUCCUUGUUUAAAAAAAGGUAUAGAUAACUGAAUAGUAAUAGAGACUUUGUUAAAAAAAUAAUUUUGUUUAAAAUAAAUAUGAAAAAAGGCAUAAAACCAAAAUGGAAUCACCAUUAUUAGGAUUUAAUGUAGCCAUGAUCCCAUUCUGCUAUUUUUUGCCAAUCUGCAUAUAGUUUAUCUUUAAGUCAGAACUUAUUUUCUUCUGUAUUUGUUGUAAAAGAAAUCUCAGUGAUUAUACUGCCAGUAUGAAAUUCAAAUGCACAUUAAAAAACUUGAACCCAAAAAAAUCUCACAUACCUCCAGCGGCUAGCAGCUAGCUCUAGGUUCCAGGCUGUAUAUUUUUAACAGUGAUUGCAUUUGAAUCUAGACUACUUUACAAAUAGUAACCAUGGUGGAUAAUGAUUUGUUUCUCUCAAUUACGUCAAUGGCAUUUGAGUUCUGAAUUGUUUUUGUUUAAAAAUAUUCUCUACUUAACUAAUUAAAAAACUAAAAAUCGAAACCAUAAUGGCACAACAUACCACACAGAAUAAAAUCAUGUUUUCAAGAAAGAAAAUAAAACUGUUCUGACUUACUGUGAGACAGUGUUAUAUACCAAAGAAAUCACUUUAACAAGCCCUAAAUUCAACUGUCUUAUAGUGUAAGCUGUAGAUGAAUUGUGAACUAUUUUAGCACUAUGAUAGGAGAUUAGGAAUUAAUUUACUGUAAUUUUAAAGACAGUUUUUGUUAAUUUUACUGUUGUACAAUUAUUGAAGGCAGGGGAAAAAUUAUGGGAGAAACAUCAUAUGGAUAUUAAAAGAAAAAGAAGCUUUUCUUUUGAAAAGAUUUGGAAAUAGUUUGAAUUUAGGUAUCUUUUACUUUAUAUUAUAGAAACACAAAACAUGUGUGACUUGUAUGGUAGGUACAAUACCACUAAAACAAAAUGGCACCCUGGUGAAGCCUAUGAGACCAUACCUGUGUUUUAUCAAAGUAAACAGCGAAUGCAGGGGCCCAUUCUCCUGUUGAAAUUUAGAAGUCAGUGAAGCAGAUGGUUUGGAUGACCUAAUCUUUUGCAUUUCCUACAUGCGGCAAGUGUCUGUGCUUUCUCAAGUUAGUGAUUGGUAUAGGGAGAACUAGUCAGAAGGGCUUAGCUAGCUCCUAUAGAAGAGCUCUGGUAAAUAUAGAUCAGACCAUAGCAUUCAGACUAUAAAGAGAUUUUCAUGUUUUUGCUAAGCCUUCAAAUUUUUGGCAAUGAUAGAUUUUCCUUUCAUUUGAAACAAAAAAAGUAUUAAAAUUUAUAAUAUUACACAGAGCUGAAUUCUGUGAUUCCUGAGGUAGGAAUAUAGUUUAGAUAAUAUUGACUUUGACACUGGCUCACUGUGUCCUUUCUACAAACUAUAUGUUUUGGUGCCUCGGUUUUCCCAAUUAAACAUGGCAUAUAAUAUUAUCAAUUAUAAGUACCUGGGAAUUUUUCUGUUGCAAAAGGAGUUAUGUAAGCAUGAAUCAUACCUAAAUUUAUUAUUUCUUUACCACUGUCAUUUGAGUUAUAAAGAAAAGCUUCCAAGACUAAAGCUUGAAAAUUAAAAUUCCAAAUUAACAUCCCUCGAUGCUCAGUCUUUUUACAGGAAGUUUUGUUAAAAUGAGAGUGAACUUACCUUAGUACUAUCAGUACCCGAGUAGGUUUGGGUAUUUUCCUCUGUGUACUACAGGUUCAUAUUAUUCAUUUUAGGGUCAACUAAAAACUCACUUCUAAAAUCUUCAGAAGUUUAGUGGGGUUUUUUCUGCACCCACCCCAAACAACCAUUUUACAGAUGUGAAAAUUAAGACCUUCACAUUUUUUCUUAUAUUAAUAACUCCCUAAAGAGGAAAAUGUUUUCCUUCCUUCCUUCCUUUUUUCUUUCUCUUUUGGAAAAUGUUUCUUUAAAUCAGUGGUUAAAAAAAAAAAUGGACCGCUCUUACCUUGUAACAUCACUGCUUCCUCUCUUACCUUGUGACAUCACUCCCUAUACUAAGUGAAUGCUGAAUGGUUUCCUUGCUAUUUGAUCCCAAGCAUGGAUCACUGGCUACAUUCUCUGGCUGUGGAGUGCUACUUCCUAAUGUAAAUUACCUUCAAAACUUCCUGUAAAAAGACCAAACUAGAGAUUGCCUUAAUUAUUAUCAUAAUGCAAACCUGAAUGCAAUUAAAUGAAAAAAAUUAGUAUAACCUACUUAAAAUCAUUAAAUAUAGAUGAGGGUAAAUGAAUACUUGCAUUUAUUUUUGCCUGACAUUUGAAUUCAGUCACUAUCUCAUCCUUGACUUAAGAUUUCUUUGCAAAAAUAUGGUAUUUUUUAUAGCAUAAUGUGGUCUCUUGGAGCUCCUAUUGCAUCCUCCUCCCCUAAAACUGUAUGACAUAAGGGGAAAGACUGAAUCUGAACUUAUUCAUAUAGUAUUUUGACCUGUCUUAUUAGCACAACUUAGUUUUCAUAAUGACAGAUCCCUCAUUGAUGAUUCCGGAAUAAUUUGAUAUAGUGACAAGAAGAAAUCAUUGUUUUGGGAACUUGCUUUCCACAAUGACCUAAUAUACUGUUGACCUUAGUAUAAUUAAAAUUAAUUAUAAUUUUAUUAAGAGCCGGCCCUUUUUACAGAUUUCAAUUGUGCAGCAGAUUUUAACAUACAUACUGUUGAGGAUGGAAAUAUUGCAAACUUGAGCAGUUCUUUCUUUUUUUUCUUCUCCUUUUACUUGAAAAACUUUCAGAAAGCUUUGAGAGAGGACACAGUUUCCGUAGCAACAUAGUCUUCUUCCAGGAAACUCAUAAACUAAAACAUGGAACAAAACCAAUGUUUAAUCCUAAUCUUGGUUUUGGACAGUGUAAACAAAAGCAUUCUAUAUAUCAGAGUUUUUUUCAGUGUUUCUGCAGUUUCAUAUAUCAUUUUUGUCCAUCUCAAAAAUUGAAUCAGCAGUUUAUGUUCUAUUUCUAAUUAGUUGUGGUAAGGCAAUAAUUGCGUUUAUCAGUACAACCUUUCACCAUUUUUCUCUCCUAUGCUUUUUCUGUUUUUCAGUAACCACUUUUCUGACCUUCAUUCUACCACUUCUAGUCUGUCUUCCUUAUGAUUGACAGAGUGGUCUUUCUAAAACACAAAUUUGCUUUGCAUCACUUUGCUAAAAGUUUUUAAAUACUCUCUCCUUUCUUUACAACAUAGCAUCCUAAUUCUUUAGCAUGGUGGAUAGUGCUUUCUAUGAACUUGAGUUGUUUGCAUCCCCACCUACCGAUUUCCACCCCCCACCCCCCCACCCCGCUUUUUUUUAAAGCAUUCUUGCCCACCAUUUUCCUGGAAUUUGGAACCAUCCACAACUUAGUCUUCAGCAUAAUCACAUACUAUAGGUCAACUCAUUCGAGACUCAGUUCAAAUUCCUCAAACCAAGUUAAGCUUUUCAUCCAUGCUCCAUAGAAUCUUGAAUUUUUUUCUAUUAAAAUAACAUCACUUUUCAACAAUUUUAUAUAUUAUAUGCCUGCCCCCCGAAUUUCUCUCUUUCUUUUAAUUUCUAGUCUCACUAUCUAGCUACCACACAAUAGGACUUUAAUAAGUGUUUUUGAAUGGAUGAUGUAAAUGAGAACCCAAACUUUUCUAUAGUUUUAUACUUUCACAAGUGAAAACUUGGACUUCUCUCAGAGUCCACAUGAGGUCUAAGUGUCUUCAUGAGCACACACACACUCUGGGAAACCAACAGAUGAUGGACAGCAGGGAAGAACAGUCACUUUAUGAAGGAUAAUCAUUUGUUAGCUAUUCAUCAGAGACACUUACCAAGUCUGAAUUCUUAUUUCUAAAUAUGAGGCUUAUCAAAAUCACAUAACUGACAAAUUCUUAUUUGUCAUUCCUAAAUAUGCCGUAAAGGUGAUCUUUGUCUUUUGUAGACAUUCGGUAUAUACAAUCUAUAUAAACACAUACACUGAUUACCUACACAAAAUAAUGAGACUUCAGAAAGAGUAAAAAACAAUAAUGAAGGUGAAAUUUUCUUUUAAAUAAUGUUCAACCAAAGAUAUUGACUGAAUUUGUGUGAUUUCAGGUCAUUUGUAGCUAAUGUCUAUUUCACUUUUUUUCUGAUGCAAAUGUAAGAAGGCUUGUUUGUGACUUUCACCCAUUAUACAAUAUAAAGAAUAAAAACUAUUAUCUGUGCACUAUAGGUUUAUAUUAUUCAUUUUAGGAUAUACUAAAAACGCAAUUCCAAAAUCUUAGAAAAUUUAGUAGUAUUUUUUCUACACUCACCCCAAACAACCAAGGGCCUGGUUUUCUUUUGUGAUUCUAUAAAACCUUUUGACUGUGUCCCCAAAUCAUGGUAAAGGUUAACACAAAAGCUCUUUAAAGUUAAUCAUUUCUAAAAUUAAAUAGUAGUCCAAAAUGUAUGCAAUUAAAUUAAAUGCCCUCUUCCUUCAUCCACUUAAUAGACAUUUUUCUGCCUGCUCUAUUCUUGGCAUCUGAUUAGAGGUUGGGGUACAACUAAAGUAAGGCAUAGCUCUUACCUGGGAGAGUUUGUUUUUUUCAUGAUUAUUUUUCUACAGUCCAUUUAAGAAAUUGGGAGGACAUUUUUUUUAAACCAAGUAUUUCUCAGGGUAUUUCAGAGACGUGGUCUCUUUUCACAUUAAAAAACUAACAAAUCCUGUGUCAUUAAGAAGUAACCCCGUUUUUAUGCCUACAGUUUUUGUAUUUUCAGAUCAUCCACAAAUAAUUUUGCCCACCCCUUGUCAAGUACAUCUUUCAUCAAACCUGUAGAAUGCCAUUUCCACAACCGUAACUGCUGUGUGUGAUCCAGGAGACUAAUAGAUUUGUAGAACAUAAGUAACAUUUCAAGUCCAUUUUACAAAGGCAUAUGUCCCUAUUAAUGACACUUACACCAAAAUAUAUGGGGUAUGCAUUGUGAGCCCACAGCAGAGGGAAACAUAAAGUAAUGCUUCCUGAUGUAAAAGGCUCCAUUUGAGCUUACGAGUUCCUGUUUCCACCUCGGUUAUUUUUAUUGGCGAGUCAGGAGUGAUAUUUAACAGGUAGCAUACUUAUCUAACCAUAGAGUAAGCAUACUAAGCAUAUUUGUGUGCCACAAUACAGUGAUAUAGAUGAAACAAAACAAAAAUCUUGGAGUUAUAAAAAUGAACUUAACUGAAUAUUUAUUGAUAGGCAAUAGGGUUCCUUUAUGACAAGGAGAAAAACUGCCGUUAUCUUAAUUAUCAGUAAGUAUGGGGGGGUGGGAAAACACUUGUAUGUAUAUUUACAUUUUGAUAAGCUUAUUUUGAAGUUUCCAUUUCCCAUCAGCAUAAAGUAUCAAUCAUUUCUGUGUUCUCUAGCAAAAGAAAACUCUUAGUUUGAAACAACUUUACUCUUUUUUGGAUGUUAUCAAAGGUCCACAAAAGAAGGAUGCUCAGAUGGCUGGGUAGAUACUUCCCCUUACAUUCAGCAUUCUGAUUUCACCCUUUGAUAAAGAUACACAGUAACAAUUUGCCUUCUACUUAUCAUAUUGAAAACAUAAUACAGUAGUAGAGUUCUUUUAGCCCUUACAUUGGAAAAGAUAGGUUUAAUUUAGCCUUUGCUAUAUUAUUUAUAGUUAAGAGUUUACUACAUUUUGGUAGUCUGUUUUGAAAUUGUACUGUAUCUGAAAGAUGCAGAUCAUGUCUAUUUAUUACACAAUGGGCUCUGUUUGCUGCAGAAAAGAGUAAAACUUUUAACUGCUUAGCACACUUGCCGGUGAAAUAUACCUGACAGGGCAGAGGUUAUAACUUUGGCUCUAAUUAGUUUUAAUAAUGGUAGGAAAAUGUGUUUUGUUUGUUUACAUGCUGUUUACAAUGGCAUAAUUUUUAAAUAUAUACAACAAUUGAGAUAUUUAUUGCAUACUGUUUUAAAGAUGUUUUAUGUGUUUUCACCUUUGGAAUAUAUUGUUACAGUUCCUCAUACAGGUAAUUUGGGUGGCUUUGUUAAUAAUGUAGCUAGCAAUUUUUAUGACUACUAAGUGACCAGUUUUCUGUGCCUUUAUUGUGGGAUGCAUGGUGUAUUUAUUGUACGGGAGUCACUGAUGCGUGUAUUUUUGUACUUGGCUGAGAGUUACGGUUGAUCUCCAUGUACAUGAUGAUGAGAGAUGCCUUUCCCAAAGGGCACUGCCUUGAGAUCAUAUUUCUCAAAUAAAAAGAAUGCAUUUGGACAAUG
Molecule: messenger RNA, 21157 nt
Organism: Myotis daubentonii (Daubenton's bat)
Lineage: Eukaryota; Metazoa; Chordata; Mammalia; Chiroptera; Vespertilionidae
Gene: DGKH
Product: diacylglycerol kinase eta
Biological process (GO): phospholipase C-activating G protein-coupled receptor signaling pathway
Cellular component (GO): plasma membrane
Molecular function (GO): ATP-dependent diacylglycerol kinase activity; protein binding
Source: RefSeq, a predicted model, not a curated record